This is a messenger RNA of Ctenocephalides felis (cat flea), 553 nucleotides long. RefSeq lists its product as uncharacterized. Lineage: Eukaryota; Metazoa; Arthropoda; Insecta; Siphonaptera; Pulicidae. The transcript has a single exon. The record is from RefSeq and is a predicted model, not a curated record. Bases 111 to 482 code for a protein of 123 amino acids.
CAUAAUUAAUCACAAUAAUCAUAUAAAAACAUUAGGUAUUGUGUUAUUUCAAUAUCACUAAUGAGACUUAUAUUCUUUGUGAUGCUUUAAUAAGUAUUUUAACAAUCAAUAUGUUCAGAUUUCGAUGGCUUCGUCGUUUGGUGCGCCGUCAUACAAAUCCUAUUGAAGAAAACACAGCUGAAAAAUGGCAAAAACGACUCAGUUUUGCUUAUUUUAUUCUAGCUUCUAAUGUUUUUAUAGGUGUGGGAUAUAUGUGCUAUAGUGGCCGUGCAGAUUGGGCUGAUUAUUACGGAUUUAAAAGUCCAGAAGAUAAAUAUAUACCUGCUGGUGUACAGUGGUCGCAGACACUUGGAUUGGACAAAGCUAAAUAUAUUAGAUUUUCUGGCUUCAAAGUCGUUGAAGAAUAUGAUAUUGAAGAUAGACAAAAAGUAGAAAAAACAAACUCAUCAGAAGUAGAAAAUAUUAGUGAAGAAAUUAUGUAAAUUGUUAUAAAAAUGGGUUUUAAAUGAUAUUGCAUUUUGUUCUUGUUAUGUAAAUAAACAACAAAUAUUAA